GUCGGCGGCGGCGACCGCGGCAGACUGUGAGGGACGCUGUGCAGCUGCCGACUAGGGGAAACUGUGCGGCACCGGCCACUGGCGCGGAGCGGGCGUGCCAGAGUCUGGAGUCGGUCGAAGCUGGAGCGUGAUACAUUUCAGUCUCACGGUAGCUGACAGUGAGCUGCCCUGCUGUAGCUGCGGCAGGCGCUGUGCCUUGUGCAACGAGCAGCGCUGCCAUAGUCGGCGGCAGUCCUGUGGUAGCCUCGGUCUGCACUGAGCCCCGAGCAGCCAUGUCCGCCAUGGAGACCACGUUCACCGUGCGCACCGACACCGACAACGACGCCAUGCAGGUGCCGGACGGCAUCGAGACAGUCGUCGUCAACGACGACGCCGAGCAGGUGAUCGUGCCGCCGGGCGUCCAGAUCAUCCGCCUGCAGGUGUCAGGCAACCGCGGCGGCCACAGCCAGCCCAGCUCCAGCUCACUCCGCGACCUGCUCGACGAUUACACGCGCGCGGAUCACUCUGUCAGCACCGACACGACGCGCGUCAAACGGUCGACGGCGACGGGCACCGCACGCGCUCCGGCGAUGGCCGAGAAGUCGCUCUCGCUGCCCAGCUGUCCGCCGACGCCGCCCGGCUCUCGAUCCGCCGGAACCGACGCGCCCGACUUCCGCGCGGCUGUGAGACGUCCUCCGACGGCCGAGACCAUUUCAGAGCCGGUCAGCCCGGUGACCGCCCCGGCGACGAGCCCAGUGACCGCUACUACCGCCAGUCCGGUGACCUCUCCUCCAACCAGUCCGGUGAGCGCCCCUCCGGCCAGCCCGCCGAUGGCUCCGUCAGCACCCGCAGAGGAGGCGCCCCCGACAGACAUUUUCAACGACAGCACACUGAAGGUUGACCGCGAGCGGGUCAUCAACCAGCAGCCAGCGUCGGCGUCCGUGCCUAACGGUCGUCUGGUCCGGUACGCCGGCGAGACGGAACAGGAAAUGAGGGACCCGCUGGUCGGUCACGGCUCGACCAAGAUGAGGAAACUCGACUCAUUCGGCUGGAGAGAGGAGUUCGAGAGGGGAGAGAAAGAGAGCAAGCCGACCAUUCAGAAGUUUGGCCGAGCCGUGGCGGACAUCAUGUGCUGCUGGCUCGGAGUGUGAACUGGAGGCUAGCCUGGCUCUGACAGGAGUAGGACCAGAGCCAUGCUGCGGGAGCGCUGGUCCCGUCGUUUGUUAUUUAUGGACUUGCAGACGCGGGGGCGGGGAGGUGACGAGGGACAGUGCAGGAGGGGAGACGAGCAGAGCCAGCGCGGACGGAUGGGCGCUCUGCCGCGCCGCGGGCUCCUGCGGUGGGCGGCGCGACCGCCUGGACCGGGUCGUGACGUCACGGGCGAGGCGCUCCGCUCGCCGUACGAGCUGUUCAGGGCCCUGCCCAGUAGGGUUGUUCAAAAAAACCGAAUUUUGGAAAAGUAUAUGGGCUCAUAGCUCAUGUGGUGCGGUAUUCUUUUCUGAGUCCAAUGAUACCCCUUUUUUCGAAAAGUAUUACUGCUAGGCGCUGCUCAAACGGCUUAAAGAGGACCAUGUUACGCCCGCCGACCGGCCGGUGUCAAUAAGGGCGAGAAUUCGACGCCGCACGGCGGCGGCAGCGCCUUAUCGGCACCGCGCGCCACGACAUCUGCCGGGCGGCCGGCUGGGCGGUGGGAAGUUAUAAGUGCGUGGUCUUAUUGCACACGAUCGGGGUGAACUAUCCCAUGUUUUCGGGGCGGACAGUUUCAGUCCAGCAUCGGUGCGUCUGCCACGGUGGUCUUUGUCGAUGGUAUAGAAAAUAACUCAAGCAGAGCUCAGAAAAGACUGAAUGAUUCCGGGUACUUGCCUCGAAACAAUCCGUUUCAAGAAUACAGCUGCCUUCU
This is a messenger RNA of Amphibalanus amphitrite, 1879 nucleotides long. Its product is annotated as proline-rich protein 36-like. The transcript is spliced from 2 exons. The record is from RefSeq and is a predicted model, not a curated record. The coding region runs from base 273 to 1130 and encodes 285 amino acids. Lineage: Eukaryota; Metazoa; Arthropoda; Thecostraca; Balanomorpha; Balanidae.